AUGCAGACGCCGGAGCACCUCGAGGACGGGGACGUCGUGAUCACCGAGGUCAUCACCGCUGCCGAGCGGCAGCGGCUCGCGGCGCAGAACGCCAUCGUUGCGGAGGCCGCCUUCGAGCUCUCUGUCUUCCCCGACGCUGCCGGAUUUCCCGCCGGCUGUACUGUGGUGGUGCCAACGGCGGCGGGCGGCGCCGUCACCCUCGAGGAGGAGCUCCCGCUGACAGCAGAGGAGAUUGACGAGGGCAAGGCGGAGACCCUCCCAGCGCAAGGCAGACUCGUUGACCGUGACACGUUUGCCUCUCGGUACGUGCCGCGGCUGCCACGCCUCCGCCUUGCUGCCGGCGCCCUCGCCCGCAUGCCCGCGAGCCUCAUCCUGCGGGUGGAGAUGCGGCCGGUCAUCGAGAGCAGCGGCCGCCGCUCCGACGCCGUCCUUCUCCGUGUCGAGGCGACCCUCUCUCGCUCAAUCCUAGCAUCCGGCGAUAUGCGCGUCGGACGCCAAGGCGCGGAGGGUGUCGUCGCCGCUUGCCUCGAGGCGCGCAAGCACGCGGGGCUGCCGACGGCUGCCGCGUUGGCCAAGGCGUCGCGAGGCAUCCACCUGCCUCCUCGAGCAGAGAGGAAUGGCCGCGCCUCCCUCCGUUCGCUGCGAGGCAUGCUCGACGCGCUGGAGACAGAGGGGACCGCCGCGCCUGUCGCUUCGCCCCCCAUCGGACUUCCUGACGGCCUCGCCCUCUCCGAGUACCAGAGCGAGUCUCUCUCCAUCAUGCUCGCGCGCGAGCGCUCCGCAUACGGCCUCGAGGACCUGCUGCAGACGCAGCUGGGCAGCGGCGUGGUCGUGACGCAGCUGCCGGGAGGUGGCGUCACCUUCUCCGACUCGCCGCCGCUGCGCCACCGCGGUGGCAUCCUCGCUGAAGAGAUGGGGAUGGGCAAGACGGUGCUGGUGGGGCAGUGGAAGUUGGAGGUGGCGCUCAAGGCGCCGGGGCUGGGCUGCAUCGAGUGGGCCGCCUUCAGGGCCUCUGGCGGCGGCAGGCCCACGGCGAGCGAGUCGGGUGGGCGGCGCGAGAUUGCGCGCGUCGUGCUCGCCGCAUACUCGGAGGCGGGCGAGGUGGCCGGGCUGCAGCACGAGUGGUGGCGUGUGGUGUGCGAUGAGCCUCACCAAGUGCUCACCGCACGGCCUCGCGCGGGGCGCAUCGAUGCAGCGGCAGAGGUGGGGUCGUGCGCGCGCAUCCAGGCUGGCCGGCGCUGGUGCCUGACGGGCACGCCAUUCACAAACUCGUUCUUCGAUGUCUUUGGACAGCUCGUCUUUCUCGGCCUGAUCGGCCACGACGACACUGGCCGUGCGGGGACGGUGGGCGUGCUGCCCGCGCUCCACUUCCGCAACGAGCUCGACGGCGGUGGGAGGUACCAGGCGAUGGUCAACGACUCGGCCGAGGCGAUCGUGUCGCUGCUCAAGCCGCUCCUCGUGCGUCACACGCAGGGGCAGAGGCGCAAUGGCACCGCGCUGCUCUCGCUCAAGCCUCUCUCGCAUGCCCUCGUCCUCGUCGCUCCGACCGAGGCCGAGCGCGAGCUCUAUGCCGCCGCGCGCGACGAGGGGGCGGCCGUCGAUGCGAGGCUGCAUGCGCACGCGCACUCUCUGCGGCCGAUGCUCGAGGUGUGCGCGGGCCUGCACGGCGCGACGGGGGCAAAGGCGGCAAAGGCCCGCGAGGCCGGCCUCGCGCUUUCUUCCGCCUCAAACCUCGCCAAGGUGGCGCGGCGGGUCGUGCCACUCCUUCCCGGUCGUGACGACUUCACCGCCAGCGCAAAGAUUGUGCCGGAAGAGCUGCUCUCCGAGUGGCAGAGCUCCUUCAACGUCGAGGGGCUCUCGGCGGAGCUCUCCUGUGCCGUCUGCUUUGGCAGGAUCAGCCGCCCCGCCGCUCCAAGCAGCUGCGGUCACCUCAUGUGCCUCGGCUGUGCCGAGGAGCUGGUGGCGGCGGGCGACCUCACGCCGCGCAUGGGGCAGGGCGUCAGGAUCUCCGGCCACAGCGCCUUUCCUCCCGGCUGCACCUCCCGCGACAUCCACGCUGCGAGGGCCGCAAAGGCGCGCGCGAAGGAGACGCUCAUAGACACGGUGCACGCGGCGCUGCAAGGGCAUGUGCCUCGCGCCGACAUCCGCGUCGAGGUGCACGCGUUUAUGCAGGGCGAGGCCCGCGCGGAGGGCGAGGCUGCGGCCACCGGGACCGGCGCCCUUGGCCAAUGCUGGGCCUAUCUGCAUCUCGCUUCGUUUGAGCUCGAGACGAGCGCAGCAAAGGAGCUCGACGACAAGCACGUGUUUGCAGAGCAGGGCGCGCGCGCCAAAGUGACAGCUGGCCGCUACUACCAGCAGCACCGCACCUGCCCCUGCCCUGUGCGGGGCUGCGGCCGCCGCUUCGCCGUCGACGAGCUUCUCGACGUGCGAGCCGACGUCGUGGAGCACGCGCCGGGGCAGCGCUGGCGCCCAAUCGUGCGCGAGUUCGUCGCCGCCGCUGCAGUGCGAGAGCGCAAGGCGCGCCGCGUGGCCUCAAAGGCUGCUGCGGCACGGGUCGCGCUCGAGCGAUCCUCCGCAGCGCUAGCGCAGGCAGCUGCAGUUGGGGAAGCGCCAGUGGCUGAGGCACCGGCUGCGGCGCUUGCGGGGGGUGCUGCCGGAGGCAGCCUUACCACCGCCGUCGCCGAUGAAAGCGCUGAGACCCCGGGGGAGUCGUCGAGCGGCGCCGCUAGCAAGCUGGGGGCGGUGGCGGCUGUCGUUGCUGAUGGCUUGCCUCCAUUGCUGUAG
Emiliania huxleyi CCMP1516 is the source of this 2784-nucleotide messenger RNA. RefSeq lists its product as hypothetical. The coding region runs from base 1 to 2784 and encodes 927 amino acids. Gene Ontology annotation, molecular function: ATP binding; ATP-dependent chromatin remodeler activity. The record is from RefSeq and is a predicted model, not a curated record. Lineage: Eukaryota; Haptophyta; Isochrysidales; Noelaerhabdaceae. The transcript is spliced from 5 exons.